Messenger RNA from Spea bombifrons (plains spadefoot toad), 2088 nucleotides. RefSeq names its product keratin, type I cytoskeletal 19-like. The record is from RefSeq and is a predicted model, not a curated record. NCBI's taxonomy places the organism in Eukaryota, Metazoa, Chordata, Amphibia, Anura, Pelobatidae. The transcript has 8 exons. Gene Ontology annotation, molecular function: structural molecule activity. Bases 1 to 1356 code for a protein of 451 amino acids.
AUGAGUUACGGUUUCAGUCAGAGUUCAGUGAGGACAAGCAGCGGUGUCUCCUCGAGGCUUAGUGAUGGAAUCUACAGAGCAGCCAGUGUCCACGGUGGAUAUGGUGGAUAUGGUGGAUCCGGUGGAUCUGCCAUGUCUGUGUCUAGUGUUAAAUUGGCAUCAUCAGGGGGGUCAGGAUUUGGAUUCGGUUCUGGAUUAGGUGGUAGGUCAUCCUUUGGUGGAGGGGUAGACUUUAGUUCCGGGGCAUCUUAUGGUGCUGGCUUUGGUGGUGGAGAUGGAUUACUUUCUGGCAAUGAAAAGUACACCAUGCAGAACCUCAACGACCGUCUGGCCAAUUAUCUGGAUAAAGUACGUUCUUUGGAGGAAGCCAACAACGAUUUGGAGGCCAAAAUCCGUGAUUGGUACUCAAAGCAAACCUCACUCACUGUACGUGAGCAGAACUUUAGUGGCUACUACACCACCAUUGAUGAACUGCGGGACAAGAUCUUUGCUGCCACAAUUAAUAAUUCCAAACUCAUUCUGGAAAUUGACAACGCCAGGCUGGCUGCUGAUGACUUCAAGCUGAAGUAUGAGAAUGAGCUGUCCCUGCGCCAGAGCGUUGACAAUGACAUCAGUGGCUUGAGACGUGUUCUGGAUGAACUCACCAUGACCAGAUCUGACCUGGAACUCCAGAUUGAGGGUCUCAAGGAAGAACUUAUUUAUCUCAAGAAGAACCACGAGGAGGAAGUGAGUGAGAAGAAACAACAAGCCGCCGGCACAGUCAAUGUGGAGUUGGAUGCUGCACCAGGAGUCGACCUGCUCAAGACACUGAACGACCUGAGGGAGCAGUAUGAACACAUUUCAGAGAAGAACAGGAGAGAAGCUGAAGCUUGGUUCACCAGCCAGGUUGAGACGCUGCAGAAGGAAGUUACCACCAAUACUCAUCAAGUACAGACCAGCAAGAGCGAAACCACAGAGCUGAGACGCACCAUGCAGGGCCUGGAGAUGGAACUUCAGUCACAACUCAGUGCUAAAGCCAGUUUGGAAGCCGCACUAGGCGAAACAGAAGGACGCUAUUCUGCACAACUCUACCAGAUCCAAUCUACCAUCAGUGGUUUAGAAGUUCAGUUGGGUGAACUCCGUGCAGAUCAGGAACGUCAAAACCAGGAGUACAAAGCUCUCCUAGACAUCAAGAGCCGUCUAGAGCAGGAGAUUGCCACAUAUCACCAGCUCCUGGAGGGGGAAGGUGGCAAAAUUGCCAGCGGAAGUAGCUCUUCAUCAGGUUCAUCAACCACAACAACCACCAAGGUUCAAGCCAUCAUAAAGGAGGAAAUUGGUGGAAAAGUUAUUUCUUCCACAUCGCUGAGGAGAUAUUAAACAAUUAACCCAAGAUCCAUCAUCCAUUAUGUCGUUAAGGAAACGAAGAGUUGUUUUCAACAAAUGAAAUAGCUUCACAAAUGGGACAGAAGAAUUAAAUGACAUAACUUUACAGUGUUGGGGGCCAUAUUUUGAGCGGUGGUAGUUGUGCUCAAACUUGCCUUUAAACAUCAUAUACAUAGUUUAGGUUCUUGUCACUAUAUGAUCUGUACAUCAAUCUUUCAGACAACUAUGUAAGUAACGGAUGCAUUUCAUUACACAGCACUGGCAUUCAGGUCCACCAUGUUUUCGUUCAAAGGAAAAUUUCACCUAUUUUUCUCAUUUUGCUAAAACAAAUAAAAAUUAGCUUUGUUUAACCGCAUAUGUGUGCUGACGUUGACCUAUAAAUAAGAGCCUCCUUGUGAUUAAGAAACAUGCAUUCAUUGAGGGCAUUCAUUGAUAUGAAUCACAAGAAUAAACUACAUAACAAUCAUAUUGCGUCGAACAAGUAAGAAAAUCUAAUAAACGGAAUCAUUCAAUGAUGUGGGUCUGGUGCUUUCCAUAUUCAUUGUCAUCGUUGACAUGGGCUUGUGACACACACUUUUAUUGUGUUAUAUUGCCAUGCCGGAAAGGAAUCAUGGUUAAUACAGUUAUGUACAGUAAAACGUGCCCAAAUUGUGUGGACUGGGUAAAUUAGUCUUUGCGUGGACAUUUUUCUGAGCCCAGCUAGUCGAAUAGAAUUCCUGGAAGUGC